Molecule: messenger RNA, 1087 nt
Organism: Hydractinia symbiolongicarpus
Lineage: Eukaryota; Metazoa; Cnidaria; Hydrozoa; Anthoathecata; Hydractiniidae
Product: peptidyl-prolyl cis-trans isomerase H-like
Exons: 9
Coding region: 329-865 (178 amino acids)
Biological process (GO): protein peptidyl-prolyl isomerization; protein folding
Cellular component (GO): intracellular membrane-bounded organelle
Molecular function (GO): peptidyl-prolyl cis-trans isomerase activity
Source: RefSeq, a predicted model, not a curated record
GAAAGAAGAAGCAAUUCCCUAAAAAUCUCUUCCAGUCAUCUCGGGACCCUCUUUGAUCGGUGUUUUCUCGUGGUCUGAUCAUCAGCUGUUCCUUUCUUCGUGUGUUUGGCGCGAAAAGACGCCCAACACAAUAUGACGGAAAAAAUAUUGGAAAUAAAAUCAAUCAGUAGGAAAAAAGUGAACUUAGAUUUACCCUAAAAACUUUUAUAUUGAAAAAGAUAAAUAGAAAAUGGACGUUUAAUAAAGUAGAACAACUUAACAACUAAAAUGUUUUAAAGCAUGUCGACUUUGGUACUAAAAAACAUUCGAAAGGGACGCGGGAAGAAAGAUGGCGACAGGAGCAGCAAACCCCAAUAACCCAGUUGUAUUCCUUGAUGUUACUAUAGGCGGUCAGGAUGUUGGGCGAAUGAAAAUUGAACUUUUUGCUGAUGUUGUCCCUAAAACUGCAGAAAAUUUCAGACAGCUUUGCACUGGUGAAUAUAAAAAAGAUAAAGUUCCAAUUGGAUACAAGGGAGCUACCUUUCACAGGGUUAUCAAAGAUUUUAUGAUACAAGGUGGUGAUUUUGUGAAGGGUGAUGGCAGUGGAGUUUGCAGUAUAUACGGAGGUAUCGAAUUUGCAGAUGAAAAUUUCAAAUUAAAACACGACGGGCCUGGCUUGUUAUCAAUGGCUAACAGUGGUGAAAACACAAAUGGCUGUCAGUUUUUUAUAACGUGUGCAAAGUGUGAUUUCCUUGAUGGAAAACAUGUUGUCUUCGGUAAAGUAAUCGAUGGUCUAUUAGUCAUGAGGAAAAUUGAGAAUGUUCCGACUGGUGCCAAUAACCGACCGAAGUUGGGUGUGGUCAUAUCGCAGUGUGGCGAAAUGUAAUGAGGUACACUUUCUCCCUGUGUAGGACAGCAUUUCUGCUAGUCUGUAUCCAAAGGCUGCGAAAAGUAAGAACAGCAAAAAAAAUCCAGUAUUUAGAUUACGACGCUGACAAUGAGCUCGAAAUGGGAUCAUGCCCACGAAAAAGUUGUAUUUUGUAUUUACUGCUUAUUGAAAUAUUUUUUUUCAUUUUUUUUUAUAUUUUGUGGUAGUAUACUUUCUUGC